AUGUUGCCCACAGGCCCUUCUACCAUACGCCGGCUCGGCCAUGCCAUUCUCUGCGGCGCACUUCAUGUAGCAUUCGAGACAGCGGACAAAGUGAGAGGAUGCUACUCAAUAUGUGUCCUCUACCGCUCUUCUUUAGUUCUUGCGACUGUUGGUAGCAACUGCGGCGUCUACCAGAUCGAAGCGAUCGUGCCUCUCCUGAAUGCCUCUUUGGAAGCACCAGAUAGUGGGCGGGGCCUUCAGUGUUACACUGCUCCAUACACGUGGAAACUGAUCUUCCUCUACGAACAGAAAUACUACGAGCUUCUCAUGAGUGCAUGUUCGGAGCAGGAAGAAAAGGUGUGGAUCAAUCACCUUACGCUGCGUAUCGCUGCAGAGUCUCGAGAUGCGGCAGAAGGCCGGCAUAGUGAUAAUCAUGCGCAUAUUGCGAUGAACAUCAAGCCAUUGAGUGCCGCGCUUGAGCAGCAUGGAGACAUGAUUCGCAAUAAAUCGAUCCGACGAGCCGCGACUCUCGGUCCCAGGCUAAGCAUUCAUCAAGUCAUUAUCAAGAAUACAUAUGCACGAACUCCUGGGCGAGGAAGCGAAGACGGAUCCAUUCGAGUGUCAAGAUCAAAGUCUCACAUGUCUUCGACUCACAUGUUUACACUAGCACCGAGACGAUCAGAACGAGUACGCUUGGAAGGUAUACUUGCAGACGUGUGGUCUCGGGACAGCUUGCCUUACCCUGGGAUGGCCACGCGGCGGCCAGAGAACGGGAUUCGGGCGUCUGCAAAUUCAGUCAUGCGAAAGUUGAGCAUGGCGAGCAUCGCAAGCAAUUUCUCCUCGAAGAGAUCAGGCAGCUUCGGUAACUCUUCGACCCAGCGACCGGAAAGCGGCAGGACGCCAUCCCCGCGAGCAUUCUAUAGUAUGACUUCAAAGGGCAGGAGACUCAAGAAACGUUGCUCAAGAGCUGCCGUCGUUGACUUCCACACCGCGCCAGCAGCCUUUUUACCAGAAGACUUCGAGCUCAAGAGGCCAACCCUCGCGGUUCGCAGUCAGAAUUUUGUGAGGCGUGCCAUGACUAUGGAGACAUGUAAGACCGCUUCGCAUCUUCAUUUCCCACAGAGUGGACAGGAAAAUAAACAACCAGCGUCAAUUUUCGUCUCCACGGACUUCAAUUCUCCAACUCUUACACCACUACAGAGCAGUGAGUCAGGGUGCUUGAGUGACAUUCGACCAGCUACCACGAAGCAAGGCCACCCAGGGACGAGCUUACCACUGAAACCUUCAGCGAUCGUCACCAAAGCGCCGAUUAAGGUCAAGAGUCGUCUCUUUAAGCUGCUUAGAGUCCACAACAAAAAUUCAUGA
Messenger RNA from Verruconis gallopava, 1344 nucleotides. RefSeq lists its product as uncharacterized. The record is from RefSeq and is a predicted model, not a curated record. The coding region runs from base 1 to 1344 and encodes 447 amino acids. The transcript has 2 exons. Lineage: Eukaryota; Fungi; Ascomycota; Dothideomycetes; Venturiales; Sympoventuriaceae.